CACGCCCGGUGCGCCUGUCCAGCCCCAGCUUCCGGACCGCCUAUCCGCAUCCCCGGGAUUCCCGGCCCUUCUCCCUCAGCCUUGUGCCCAAAGGGGCUCAGAGGCCGGGGCGCCCUGCCCCGGGCCGCUGGAUCCACCGAGUUCAGCCUCGCGGGGUUCCCCGCACCCCAGAAGUACACCCCUAUUCCCGGAGGCCCGGACAGAACCAGUUGUGAUGUAAAGUUUGACUACCCUGAGGAAGAGAGAGGCCACGGGAAGAGAGCAAGACCCUGGAGGAUGAGAGACUGAGAAGGGAGAGAGAGGGAUCUGGCUAUCUCACAGUCACCUCAGCUGACUAGCUUCAUGAAGCCAUCCUGCAUCCUUACCCUAGUCAACUCGUACCAACAGAGAUUAGCUACACCUGUGAAGCCCUGCUCAAGUUGCAGAAUUAACCGGUUGGAAACUAUUAGUGAGUCUUGAAAGCAAAGUGACUUGCCGUCAGCACUUGAAAAAAUAAAGGGCUCCCAAACGCUUCAGAAGACAGAAACAGAAGAGGGAGGGGACAGCCAUAAUAAUGCCUAUCACAGAAUGUAACAGGUCAUCAAGCCCUGCUUCCUGCACAUCUCCCAACCUGGACAAGGAGAAUCCAAGUAAGAAGGUCCAGUGGGCUUCUGGCAGGAGGAGGACGUCAUCCACAGACUCAAAGUCCCAGUCCGACCCCUCCAAAGCGUCCAGGUCCCGGAAACUCAGCCGGCUGACGGUGAAGUAUGACUGGGGGCAGCUCCAGAGCUGGCUGGAGAUGGAGCAGUGGAUGGACGCCCAGGUUCAGGAUCUCUUCCAGGAUCAACCAACUCCUGAGCCUGAGAUCGACCUGGAGGCUCUCAUGGAACUAUCCACAGAGGAACAGAAGACUCAGUUGGAGGCUAUUCUCCAAAACUGCCCCCGCCCCACAGAGCCUUUUAUCUCUGAGCUGCUCAGUCAACUCAAGAAACUUCAGAGACUCAGUCGGCCUCAGAAAUAAGCCUUGUGAGACUACCUUCAUCAGCUUCAGCACUGCCAGGUCUGCCCUGAACCCCUGGAUCCUGGGCUGAGGGAAACAGCUCCUUGGGACACAGACAAGGAACAUGGAGAGUGAGGAGGGACAUUUGGACACCCCUGUGUAUGUGCAGUCACAGCUAAUUCCUGUCAGCUGGGCUUUCUGGGAGCCAGUCAUGGCUAUGGCCCAGUGCUUUCCUCGGCAGCCGAGUGAAUAAAACCUUCAGGAGCCCCA
Messenger RNA from Kogia breviceps (pygmy sperm whale), 1249 nucleotides. The record is from RefSeq and is a predicted model, not a curated record. NCBI's taxonomy places the organism in Eukaryota, Metazoa, Chordata, Mammalia, Artiodactyla, Physeteridae.